Malania oleifera is the source of this 1507-nucleotide messenger RNA. Its product is annotated as major pollen allergen Ole e 10. The transcript is spliced from 4 exons. Bases 335 to 1054 code for a protein of 239 amino acids. The record is from RefSeq and is a predicted model, not a curated record. NCBI's taxonomy places the organism in Eukaryota, Viridiplantae, Streptophyta, Magnoliopsida, Santalales, Ximeniaceae.
UUUUCCCCUUCCCCUUGCUUGUACCUAAUCACACUCCAUGUCCCUCUCUCUGUCUGCUUUUAUUGCCAGUGUUUCCUACCCUCUCUCUCUCUCUCUCUCUCUCUCUCUCUCUGUGCGUGUCUAUAUAUAUAUAUAUAUAUACAAUGGGUCUUAAUUUAUCACCAACAAGAUCGAUCAUUGAUGCUUUUCGGGUUUGACCAGACAUUUAUGAGCCCCUCUUUCGUUGAUCCAAAAAAGUGAGAAGCUGUACUUGACUGAAGAACUACAGUAAAGAAGAAGAAGAAGAAGAAGAAGAAGAAGAAGACGAGGAAGAAGACGCUUUAGGUUUGGGCAUAUGGGCGGACGGAAGGCUUAUUAUCUCAUAUUCCUGUUGUUUGGUCUUUUCCUCUGUUCAGGCUCAGGUGGUUCAAGAAAGGAAGCACUUGGACAGAACAAAGAACUAGGCCACACCACAAAAAGAGACAUCAGCAAUCCAACAACCACAGUUCCAAUAAUUAAUCUCACCAAUACUCCCAGUACUUCAACAACUCCGUUAGACAUGAACCCGGCGGCGUCGGCAUCCGCACCGACGACCGCGACAUCAACUCCAAUCAGCAUGGCGCCACCGGUUUCAGGAAGCGAGAGCUGGUGCGUGGCUAGCCAAUCUGCUUCACAGAUUGCGCUGCAAGUUGCGUUGGACUAUGCGUGCGGUUAUGGGGGCGCAGACUGCUCGGCAAUUCAGGUGGGGGGAAAUUGUUACAAUCCCACCACGCUUCGCAACCAUGCUUCAUACGCCUUCAACAAAUACUAUCAAAAUAACCCAAUUCCCGCCAGCUGCAAUUUUGGAGGAACUGCUGUCAUUACCAGUACCGACCCAAGUUAUGUGACCUGCCAAUUUUCGUCAAUUAGCACAAGUUCAUCAGUUUUAAAUACAACAAAUGAAAGUGGCUCUGCAGUGUUUGGUUCACAGCCUACAAGCUCCUCUGGAUCAGCUGCCGCCAUGCCUAAAGGCCUCCCUCAGUUGUUCAUGCUGACAUUUCUUAUGGUGCAUGUAGCAGCUGCUGGGUGGGAGUAGCGUCCAGUACUGCUCCCUAACACUGCUUGAAAUUACGCUCACAUUUUUUGCCUUUGUGACCGCCGGGGGAUUCAUCAUUCAUCCUCAAGAAUUGGUAUACUUCACUGCCUGUGAACAGCCUAUGAUUAAAGUAGCAGGAUUCACCAUAGUUUUAAAUCUCAAGUAGACCAUAGUUUCAAAUUGGGAUUUUUUUUUUCUUUUUAAAUACUUAUAUGUAAAUGGGAUCUUGUGUUGAAGAGAUAGAUUUUGAGGAGAGAGAGAGAGAGAGAGAGAGUGUGUGUGUGUGCGCAGAUGGGUUCUUUUGUUAUCUUCUCUGGAAGAGUUUUUUUCAGCUUGUUUUGGAGGCAAGACACUGACAUGUUUUCCAAAGAAACUUGUUUUACUUUUUGCUAAGUUUGGUACCGGAAUAACUAUUCACUGUAAUAAGAUGCUAUAUAGUGAGAAUUACAAUAA